Molecule: messenger RNA, 3450 nt
Organism: Symbiodinium natans
Lineage: Eukaryota; Dinophyceae; Suessiales; Symbiodiniaceae
Source: the annotation of a GenBank genome assembly
AUGGCGAGCCUUUGCAAUGCUCGCAUUGUGCCUCUCUGGCUGGGGCUGUGGCUCCUACUCUUCGUCAGGGUCCGGGGCACUUGCUUGCCAGAAGCUCGGCCGGUGGAAGAAAGGCGAAACCUGACAGAUUCCCAAGGCAGGUCGCUGCCCGUGGGAAUGAAUCACGGCUUCAAUGAGAUCUCGGAAAUCGUCACUCGCAUUGCUGGCAUGCUGAUUCAGGAUGCGUUGGGUUAUAAUGUGCACAUUAACCCACGCUCUGGCGGGGAAAGAGCUUUGUAUUACCUUGCUGGCUGUGAUCAACCACAGAGCAGAACGGGCUGCAAUGACGGUCCCAACCAGUACCACGUCGCGCUGAUACCCAUUUCCGAGCGUCAUUGGGACACAUUGACGGUCUUCAAGUCGAAGAAGCCAGAAAAAGUUGGGACCGGAAUAGGGUAUGAGGCAAUUGCCACGUUGCACAUGACUGAGGAGGUGGCGCAGCAUGCCCUGCAAGAGAAAGGCCUCUCGCUUCAGUAUUACUCAAACUGGAACGCGUCAUGGUGGGACUUGUCCAAGUAUUUUGACAAUUUCACAUCCAUUCCAACAUCGCAGCUCCUUGGCAAUGGAACUCCUGGCAGAGUCUGGCUUGGAGAUCCUACGUUCAUGGCGAAAUACGUGAACAUCACCGGAGAUCUGGGUGGCCUUCACCCAAACGGCACCGGAAUAUGUCCAGAUGGCCACUGGUUUCUAUCACCAAGCUGCAGGGCGAAUCCAUCGAAAUGCGUCCCUGCUAUGUCCCGCGAGUCCUUCUCGGGCGAGGACAUGCAGCAGAUUCUCCAGAAGAGCGCCGCUUUCGACAUGCCCCUCGCCAUCGCCAGAGCACGCCCGGAGUUUGACAGGUCCAUCGUGCUCGAGCGUCGUGUGCUCUUCUGGCUAAACCGGCCAGACCUAGAGCUGCGCGCCGCUCAGCCAGUCCCGGUUAUGUUCCCAGCCUAUGACAAGGUAGCUUAUGACAGUGGAGAUUUCAGAACACUUAGCAGUGGAUUUCUCAGUGCGAAGUGGAUCUCACGUGACCUGGCAGUUCUGGCACCCAGCAUUGUGGACUUUAUCACCCGCCUGGAAAUGUCAACUUCAGUGAUCGAAGCUAUGUUUGAUCGCCUUUACAUUGAAGGCGUUUCAGACGAGGCACUAUGCCAGUGGCUUCUGAAUAAUCGCCGACACUGGACGUCGUGGAUUCCGGAUGAGACACAAUGCAUUCCUGGUUUUGGGCUUUACGAUAGUGUUAAUGGGGAAUACAUUCAGAUGCGUGGGGAAUCCGUGCAGGGAGUGGUGUGCAAGGCAUGCGAGUCCGGCCAUUCAUCGGUGCAGCAGUUCGACGACCGUGGCUACACUCACGUGUGCACAUUGUGCCCUCCAGGGACGAGCCAACCAUCAGGGGCUGCGACCUCUUGCACACGGUGUGGCUUAGGAGAAUACCAGGACAUGGCCGGAAGCAAGGCUUGCAAGCGCUGUGGGGUUGGGAGCUAUCAAGAUGAGCUGGGCGCCACAGCUUGCAAGGCUUGCGUGAACAAUACGACGACAGUGGGCCUGGGCUCGCUGUCAGCUGAGGAAUGUGGAUGCAAUGCGGACUUUAUCAACAUCGCCUCAGCCGGCCCAGCACAGUGCAAGGCGUGCCCAGCUGGCUUGGACUGCCCUCGAUCGUCGAGCGUGCAGUCCUUUUUCAGCGGAGAGUCAGACUUGGGAGAGGAGUUCAUCCCGAAGAUCAAGGAAGGGUACAUGAGUCUUGCAGCAGCAGGUCUGGAGGUUUACCAAUGCGUCAACUCGGAAGCAUGUCCUGGUGGCAAGCCAGGCACCUGCAAGGGCAACAGCACCGGCGUUGCCUGCUCCGAGUGCGAGGAGGAUCAGCGGUGGAACGGAGACGAAUGCUUGCCCUGCGAGCCAUUUAUCAGGGUCGCUUGGUUCGGGGUGCUCGCGUGCGUGUGUUUGGCCAUUCUCCUGGCUCAUGGCUUCAAGUUGGACUAUGAGAUGGGGGUGAACGGCAUGCUCAUUUUCACCUUUCUGAUGCUUUUUGAGGUUGCAGGCAACUUCCUUCAGACCCUGGCCAUCGCUGGGCAAAUGACCCUGGAGUGGCCCCAGCUACUACUCGACAUCUUCUCUGUCAUGGAGGUUUUCGCUUUUGAAGCUACUGACCUUGGCAUCAGCUGCAUUGCCGGCUCGGCUCAGCUGGCACAGUUCACUUUGCAGGUGAGCUUGUUUCCUGGUGCGCUUCUCUGGCUGGUCUGCUGCAAUCGCAUCUUGCGCUUGGUUGGCCGUGUCCGCACGGGCACGCAGCUGAUGUCCUCUUUGGGGCAGAUUGUGAUGGCCUGCUUCAGUGCAGUGAGCAAUCUCUCCCUGGUGCCCUUCAUGUGCUUUCAGCAUCCGAACGGUCAGCAGAGCAACCUACAGAUGCUUAGCAUCAUCUGUGGCUCCAGCGAUCAUACCGUAAUGCUGGUGAUGGGCUCUAGCCUGGGCGCUUUGCUUAUCGCCUUUUGGUGUGUUUGCGUGUGGCUUCUAUGGUCUCUGCCACGGUUCAGCAUGAACGAGAAGUACCACGACUACGUCGUUGCAUCCCAGUUUCUCAUCGACAAGUUCCGCCUUGAUGCCUGGUGGUUUGGCCUUCCUCUCCUGUUGCGUGGUGCUCUCUUAUCCUUCCCCUUGAUGUUGUUCACCAACAAUCCGGCAAGCCAAGUUAUCUCGAUGACCUUCAUUCUGAUUAUUUACAUGGUGUUUUUGAGCUUGGCCUGGCCAUUCAAAGUUCCGCUCUUGAACGCCGUGGAAACCGCCUGUGGCUGGGCCUUGAUUUUGUUGAUUCUGGGAGGAGCCCUUCACAUGCCGAAGAUGGAUACAGAGAUGCUCUUGUCUGCUGCCAUCGUGACAGUAGGCUCCCUUCUUGUCGCCUUGGUCGUCCUCUUGGUUUCAGUGCUGUCUGUUGGAUGUACUGGCGUGCGCAACUUGCGAGCCUCUGAUGGGACCAGAUUCAGAUUGCUGGAUUUGGCCAAGCUUCCAGACUAUGAUGAGCUGGCCGACCUCAUCCGUGAGAGCGCCACUCAUCUUGUGGACUUGCAACAUGGCAGCCUGACCGAAGAAUUGGGCACCUUGGCGCCCUUUGAUCUCAAGCUGCUCCAUGCUUGCAUGUCAAUGGUUGUUCUCGAAGAGUCCAAGUCGUAUUCGAAGGCUCGCUCCAACGCGAGCUUGGGCAGUUCCCGCUCCCGCUCAGGCCUGAGCGAAGACGGUGAUCAGAGGAACCGCUCCAACCUGUCCUUGGCCUCCAAGUCAAGCUUGAGUCAAGAGGAUGAGAGCCCGAUUGAGUCGCCAGCAGAAGAGGUCAAUCAAACUAUUCGGCCGAAGUCUGAGCAGAUUGGUGCGCCGGGGGGUGCGCCGGAGAAAUUUCCACAUUGUGAUCAGCAAGAUUACGAAACAGUUCAGUUUUGA